Lytechinus pictus (painted urchin) is the source of this 4181-nucleotide messenger RNA. Its product is annotated as RNA-binding protein 28-like. The coding region runs from base 26 to 2389 and encodes 787 amino acids. The transcript has 16 exons. Gene Ontology annotation, cellular component: nucleolus. The record is from RefSeq and is a predicted model, not a curated record. Gene Ontology annotation, molecular function: mRNA binding. NCBI's taxonomy places the organism in Eukaryota, Metazoa, Echinodermata, Echinoidea, Temnopleuroida, Toxopneustidae.
GCGCGUACAGAAUUGACAUUUAAAGAUGGCGGCGUCCACAGCACAUGUGAGCUCAACACUUUUUAUAAGGAACUUGCCAUAUUCGGCUACGACUAAAGAUUUGGAGUCACAAUUCGGAGAAAUUGGUCCUAUUAAGCAGUGCUUUGUUGUGACUGAUAGAGGAGUAAAGGACAAGUGCAGAGGGUUUGGAUAUGUCACUUUUGCAUUGAGGGAUGAUGCUGAAAAGGCCUUAAAAGCCUCUCAUUCUGUGGAAGGAAGAAAACUUCGGGUAGAUUAUGCCGACAGAAAACCAAGGAAAGGCACUCCAAAAGAGAAAAAGGCGGAGACAUUGUCUGCCGGAAAAGAUGAAAGUCAACAGUCGACACCGAAACAAGUAGAGGCUGUUGCCAUGACAACAGCUAAACACAAUAUGGAAGGAAAGAAGACCAAAAAGAAGAAGAAAAGGAAAAAGGUUGAAGGGACAGAGAAUAUCUCAGAAAGGGAGAAGAGGAAGAGUCGACUUAUCGUCAGAAAUUUACCAUUCAAGUGCACAGAGGACAAACUCAAGUCGGUCUUUGAGGCUUUUGGGACCGUAACAGAGAUCUCUAUUCCUAUGAAGGAGAAUAAAAGCAUGGGAUUUGGCUUUGUGCAGUUUGAUCACCUCAGCAGAGCAGCCAAAGCCCUCAAGCAGAUGAAUGGAAAACAAAUCAUGAAUCGUACAGUGGCUGUAGACUGGACUGUUCCGAGGACGGAGUAUCUCCAAGCUCUUCAGAAGACCAAAGACUCUACUCCUAAAGAUAAUGAUGAUGGAGUAUCGGAUGAAGAAGAAGAAGAGAUGGAGGAAGAACAUGAUAGUAAUCGCAAAGAUAUGGUUGUAGAUGAGGAAGAGGACAGCGAUGAAGGCUCAAGUCAAGACAGUGAUGUUGAUGAUGAUAGUGACAUGGAAAACAAAGACGAAGAUAUUGACGAUGAAGAUGAUGACAUGAACAGUGACGAUGACGAUGAGGAGGAUGAAGAGGAAGACGAUGAGGAGGAAGAUGAAGAGGUAGAAGAUGAAAACCUUACUAAAGAUAGGGUCAAAGGUCAUCCCUUCAAGAAACCUAUUGAAGAUGUUCAAGAAGGAAAGACUCUCUUUAUCAGAAAUGUUCCAUACGACUCAACAGAUGAUGAUGUGAGUGCGCUCUUCGCACCUUUUGGAGAGCUGGAAUUCGCAAGAGUGGUUGUUGAUCCAAUGACUGAACAUUCCAGGGGUACUGCAUUUGUUAAAUUCAAGACAAAGGAAGAUGCUGCAAAUUGUCUUCAUGAGGGUGAUGCCGUGAGGUUGAAUGGACGAUUGUUGGCGUUGAGUCCAGCUAUCAGCAGAUCAGAGGCAAUUAAAUUAAGAACAGCAGAGAAAGACAAAGCAAAGGAGGAACAGAAGGACAAAAGAAAUCUCCAUUUACUGCGAGAAGGACUGAUACGGCCGGGGACCAAGGCAGCGGAGGGCCUCUCGGAGCAGUACAUGAACAAGAGACUCAAGAUAGAAAACGUCAAGAAGGAGAAAUUAAAGAACCUGAAUAUCUUUGUUUCGCCCACUCGGCUUGCCAUUCACAACCUCCCAAAGGCUGUCGAUGAUAAGAAACUGAGGGAGAUUGCAAGGGAGGCUGCAGGAGAUAAGAAGGCUAAGGUCAUUGAGGCUAGGAUAAUGCGAGAUAUGAACAACCCAAAUGCCCAAGGAGUCUCUAAAUCUUUAGGAUUUGGUUUUGUUGAAUUUAGUCAAUAUGAACAUGCCUUGGCUACCCUCUUACACCUCAACAACAAUGCUCAGUUAUUUGGUCCAGAAAAGAGGCUAAUUGUUGGUUUUUCACUUGAAAACAGACGUGCUUUGGAAAUUAAGCAGAGGAGAAGAGAAAAAGCAUUAAUGAAGAGACAAGCAUUUGGUGGAAAACCUGAAGAGGAAGAAGGAGGUUAUGAUGAAAAGACGAAGGAAGAAACAAAAACGAGGAAACCCUACUCAGAGCAGAGACUCCAAGCACAGCAGAAGACUGGUGGUGAACCACAUCUCCCAGCUAACAGGAACAUGGUCAUGCCACAGGAUGGCAAGAAGAAAGGGUUACCACGCCACUUUGGGGCCAAGAACCGAUGGAGGGAUAGGGGGAAGGUGGCGGAUGAGAAGAGACACAGACGGAAGGAAAAGAGGAUGGUGUUACAGAAGCAGGUCUGGAAUAGCAUGAAGACACCGGAGCCCGCUGGACUGAAGGUGGACAAGAAAACACUCCGGAAAGAAAAACAGAAGAACCAGAAGAGGAAGCAGGGCCAUGCCGUUCGAGAAGAGAAACAGUUCAAUGCUAUGGUAAGCAAGUACAAGCAGAAGAUUACGCAUGGCGGUGAUAAGAAGUUAAAAGGAUCCUCCAAAUGGUUUGAGACAUGACGAUAGCCAAUCGGAGAAACUGAUUAUCAGGUGGUAUAACUCUUCCCCUGUGAAUGAUACUAUCCAAGAACUCUGACUGCACAUUAAAAGGACUAGCUAUUGGGAAGUGUCUUCAGGAUACCAUUGGGAUCCAAAUGUUUUGAGAAAUGGCGACAACCAAUCAGAAAAACUGUUUAUCAGAUGGUAUAACUCUUCCCCUGUAAAUGAUACUGUCCAAGAACUCCAACCACCCAUUGGAAGGACUUGUGGUAGGGAAGUUUCUUAAAGAUACCAUAGGGAUCCGAAUGGUUCGAGAAUCGAUGACAAGGAAUCGGACAACCUGUUUAUCAGAUGGUAUUACACUUCCCAUGGCUAUAUACUAUCCAAGCACUGCAACUGCACAUUGAAAGGACUUGGAAGGAGAGAUAUCAUUGGGAUCUUAAUGAUGACCUGUUUUAAGGUGUCCUUUUUAUGCCUGUCAUUCUGUGGGGGGCGUACGACAUGCCUCAUGAGCAGAAAGACUGGCAGCAAUUUCUUCUCAGCAUGGAUACAACAGAUCUUAACCCUAACCAGGCCGGGCUUUUUUGGGUGUUAUAUGAUCGGGGGAAGUUGAAUCAACCCCCCCUCCCCGUUGAGAUCUUGGCCACCGAUCACACGAACUGUGAAAUUUGGAAUGAUAAUAGGGUGGGAUGUGAUCUAUAAGGCUCUAUGGUACAUUUUUCCAAAAUAAUAAGAUAAGAAAAACACGUUUUGGAGCAAUUUGGGGUCUGAUGUGCACUUAGGUAAUGUUGUGAAAUUUUUCAACUGCAUACCCGGGCAUCAUAAAUUUGUUCUCAAAAGAUGUGCAAGAUUUCAAACUAAAAAGUCCCCGAGUGGUGUGGUCGAAAAAUUUCGCUUAGUGGAAUGGUUUCGUAAAAUAUCGACGGGAACUGUCCCCCCCCCCCCCCCCAUUCAGUUUUAGUUUAAAGGGAAGUAAAAUUGAACGAGCUCCAAUCAACACAUUACAAAUAUCUUGUUUAAUUUAAUGUGAACCCCACUACUAAUACACUGAAUCCUAGAAUCCUAUGUAUUUCAGCAGGACUAUUCUGACUCCUUUUCAAAAACCUUGUUUAAAGUCUAAUCAGUGCCUCUAUCUUCACACUCCUGCAGCCAUCUAACACAAAGGUAAGCGGUUAAUCGCUAAUAUGAAAGAGCAAUUCCGAUUGGUUCCUGGUCAGUCUACCGAUCGUUGAUCUUGAUAGGCCAUUUCAUUUGGCGAUUAAUUGCUAGCCUUUGUUUAAUGAGGCCCAGAUGAUGGUUUUGAAUAGACCAGUUCGUAGUUACUUCAUGGGCAAAUUUCGUCAAAUGACGUUUGAUUUCUUUCAUUAUGAUAGGCAGAUUUCAAAGCAAGAUAUUACAUAAGCAUCAGAGUGAAUUUCUUCUUUAAUUUAAUAGCAGGUUGAAUUAUUGAUUGAUAUUAAAUCCUUGACAAAAGUUAACACAUAACAAAUUUGCAAUAUCAGUUUUGAACUACUGAAAUCAUUUGAUUUGAUAGUAAUCUUAUAGAAAUUGUGCAUUUUAUGAUUAUAACAUGUCUUUAUGAAUCAGAGACCCAUGUUUCACCUUUUUUUAAAGAAAAAAAAGCAUAAUGCAACCGUGCUUUGUCAAUUUGUAACAACCUUUUUUUUACUCUCUUGAACAUCUCGCUCGAUUUAGAUACAUUUUGUUGCCCAAAGCAGUGAUAGAAUCAUCUUCCCGAAUGUUUCUGAGAUUUGAUAGUAUGUGUAAAAUGAUUGUAUAAUUUUAAAUAAAUUUUAUACAAAAUUCAUUAUAA